Molecule: messenger RNA, 1615 nt
Organism: Zea mays
Lineage: Eukaryota; Viridiplantae; Streptophyta; Magnoliopsida; Poales; Poaceae
Product: GTP binding
Exons: 6
Coding region: 144-1391 (415 amino acids)
Molecular function (GO): GTPase activity; GTP binding
Source: RefSeq, marked predicted
CGUUGACGUGUCGUACUGUCUUCCUCGUCUCUCGUUACUCGCGCCGUCGCGCGUGGUCUCCGGACGUCUCAUUCGGCAGCGAGGAGACCAAGGCGGGGGGGACUUCCGAUCUGGUGUAGGGUACACUGGUUUGGCGCGAGACCAUGGAGGGAUCCCUGGAGGCGCGGCCCGGUGUCCUACUCGUCGGCGCCCCGGGCGUCGGCAAGCGGACCAUCCUCUCCCAGUUUCUUGGAGCAGAAAUACCUGACGUGCAUGACUUAUCAUCCGGUGUGCUUUGUCAGGGGUGGACAAUUGAAACAAAGUAUUAUUCAGCUGAUCUUUCCAUCUGGACAGCAAAUCUUGGUGAAGAAUUUUCUCUUGAUUCCCUCCCUCAUUUAGACCGGGUGGCUGCCCUCGUUAUGGUCUUCGAUAUGAGUGAUGAAUCCACCUUGCUUACUCUGCAAAGCUGGGCUGCCAGUGUUGAUAUCCAGAGGUUUGAGAUCUUGUUAUGCGUUGGAAAUAAAGCAGAUCUUGUACCUGGUCAUAGCGUGCAUGUAGAAUAUAGGAGGCGUAUGCAAAAUCUUGGGGAGUCAAGUUCUGAUCCACACCCUGAUUAUUUCAAUUUUGGGAUAAAUGAAAGUGAGGGUUGUAGCUUGUUAUCUGAGGAAGAACCAUGCAUAAAGAUCAGAAACUCGACUGCACAGUGGUGCAUUGAGCAGAACAUAGAAUAUAUUGAGGCCUGUGCUUCCAAUGCUGACUUUGAUAAGUGUCUAUCAGUGGAUGGUGAUAGCCAAGGCUUAGAGCGACUCCUUGGAGCUCUUUCUGCACAUAUGUGGCCUGGAAUGAUUCUGAAAUCUGGAAACAGAAUAACUGUCCCAUCCUUGGUUGAAAAACAAGAAUCCACAGAUGAUGAAUCCAACUAUGAUUUUGAGUACGAGGUCUUGUCUCAUGGAUCCGAUGACCAGUGGGAAUUUAUUGGAGAGACAAGUACAUCCAGAAGAUUUGAGAGACCAAAUGAGCCUGAUGGUGCACAGGAUCACACACAUCAAGUUGUGAAUGCCGGUACUGACUCUUCAGCAUCCAACUCUCCCCCGACUAACACACCCACAGAAACUGCUGAAGAGAAUACUGUAACUCAGAGCAACAAAACCGACAAUAGUGAUCAUGUGGACAAAACCACAGCAUAUAGCACUGAGGAUCAUCAAAGUGAUCUUCGAGAGGCUAACCAUCUUUUUGAGGACGAGCAUUAUGGUCUGGAUGACCUGGAGAAAAUAAUGUCGGAGAUUGGCAACAUGCGAUCAAACUUAAGACUCAUGCCUGACUUCCAAAGGAGGGAGAUGGCUGCAAAGCUAGCCAUGAAAAUGGCAGCCAUGUUUGGUGAUGAUGAUGAAGAGGCAUUUGAUGAUAUCUAAGGCAAUUCAUGUAACUCCACCUUGCUGAUUCCCAGACAGGGUUGCAGAUGAUUGAAAGAUGGCUUUGUACAAGCCGACGAGCCUCUUGCCACCUAGGGCCUUUCUCAUGAUAAUGUCUUUUUUCUUAGUGAAAAUUUUUGUGGCUGUUGAGCGUUCUAUAUGCCUUGUAAGAUGUAUUAUUAUGAACUUUAACUCCUUCAAUCAUCCAGGUGGAAAUUUUGUGG